Messenger RNA from Dicentrarchus labrax (European seabass), 3205 nucleotides. RefSeq names its product RE1-silencing transcription factor B-like. Gene Ontology annotation, cellular component: nucleus. Gene Ontology annotation, molecular function: RNA polymerase II cis-regulatory region sequence-specific DNA binding; DNA-binding transcription factor activity. NCBI's taxonomy places the organism in Eukaryota, Metazoa, Chordata, Actinopteri, Moronidae. Gene Ontology annotation, biological process: regulation of transcription by RNA polymerase II. The record is from RefSeq and is a predicted model, not a curated record. The coding region runs from base 266 to 2749 and encodes 827 amino acids. The transcript is spliced from 8 exons.
AAGCCUAUGAACAUGAAAGGCACACUAUGCAAGAUUUUUACCUCAAUAUAACAGCUUCGAAGUCAUUUCGAUGUAAACGACCUGGUAGUAUGGCGAAUCAUCCCGACAGCCAUUGACAGAACCAGCAACGCAAGUCUGAAAGGUGGCGUCCCGCCAAAUCUCGCGAGAAUCACGGAUUGCUUUACGGCGCGACGUCACAUACAUCAGCGACAUAAGAAGCAGCCUCAAUGGAAGACACUAGCAGGCUUUCACUCAGACGUGAAUCAUGGCAGAUUCGGCGAAGAAACCGAAGAAAGCGCGGUCGGAAGAGUCAAGGAAGAGGAAACGAGAAACGGACAGCGAGAGGAACCGGACCAGAGUCCCACUCGGUCAGGCUUUCUCUCGUUGGCGAGAGUUAAAGAGCAGCACAGGAUGUAACAGCGAUGCUCACCUCGCGUUCUUGUUGAUGGACUAUUACCAGCAUCAGAAAGUGACGUCUACACCCAGCAAGGGUCACAAAGGACCACCAAAGCCACUGGUGUCCAGUAUACAGGAGUCAGACCGUGAUCGGGAUGAAGAUUUCCCUGUACCUGAUGUCCAGCCAUUCAUCACAGAGACAGAAGAGGUUGAUGUUUUGGAAUCCAGAAUGACUGACUACACCUUGAAAUCCAGGAUGUGCUCCGUCUUCGAAUGUGAUUCGUGGCGUCGCAAGGUGCAACGGUUCAAGUUACCACAGGAUCCCGAGAGGAGACUGGAGUGGGUCCAGUUCCUGUUCGAUGUCAACGGACAGCGCCUCAAAGAAUCGUCCUGGACUGAUAUCACCAUCUGCUGUGAACACUUCACUGCUGACUGCUUUGUACAGCAGACUCCGGAGACGGCCACAGUCCAGCUGAAGUCCAGUGCUGUCCCGUCACUGUGUAUCAAAUCAGAGCCGGAUGAAUCUGAGCCUCCUCAGGAGCCUGUGGAAACCCCAGAAGUUGACCCUCAGUGUGAUCAACCUAAAACAUGUGAUAGUCCAUCUUCCUAUUCUGAUGAAUCAGGACUGAUUUCAUUCGCUGCCGGAGAAAGCCCAGUGCCAAGUGUUACUUCAGAUGGUUUCAUGUCUGAUUAUGGACAGAUGCUACAAAAUAUUGUGAACAUUGAUAUGAUCAGAGAAAAAGCUGCACUUCUACAGAUGAAAGGGAAGUACGUCGUGAAUGAAAACCGACUCCUCCAGUUGUUCAGCCGCAAGUGUCCGUUAUGUGGUUCUAAGGUAAAGAUGGAGAAGUUCACCUAUGGGGUGCUCAUCAUCUUGAACCAACAGUGCCUUCAGUGUGAGUACAGGAACCAGUGGAAAAGCCAAGUCAACGCCAGCGUCCCAGAUCAACACUCGAGAGGAGGCAUAGAUGUAACUCCAGAGACGCAACAGACAGUGUCAACAGAUGUCAACCACAGCACUACCACGGGGGUCUCUGACAUUGUUGCUGUUAUUGUUGAGAAGAGCGAUCCCACGGAUGAAACGGAGGAAUCGGGCGAUGAAGGUGAAAUGGAUUCAGACGAGGAUUGGAAGCCAACGAGUGAGAGUUUAAUAGACAACCAGCUUCACAAUGAUGAAUCUGAUGAGGAAAGCGAAAGCGAAAAUGAUUAUUAUCUUCCAUUUGCCCACAAACACAGUCAGCUCUGCACAGAUUGUGGGAUGUUUUUCAAUAAACAGAAGCCUCACACGUGUGAACAUAUAAUUAAACCCUUUUCCUGCAAUAUUUGUGGGAAGAGAUGUGUUAGUGAGGUCGCUCUAAAUUCUCACAGCAGGGUCCACGAUGAAAACUAUGAGCACCCGUGCAAAUACUGCCACGUUACAUUCAAAACCAAGGUGGACAAACGCACACAUGAGCAGACUCACCUCAUUGAGGGAAAGCCCUAUAAAUGUCCCGACUGUCCAGAGACAUUCGCCACAUACAAGGAACGCAGAAUCCACCUGGAGGAUCACAGAGGCCCCCAGCAGUCAAAGUGUGACAUCUGUGGGAUUGAGUUUUACCGCGUCCUCGCUCUCCGGAGACACUUAGCUGUGCACACAGGAGCGAAGCCGUUCAAGUGCUCAGUGUGCCAACGUGGCUUCAAACAGGCAAGCCACCUGAAGUCCCACAUGCGUCUGCACACCGGAGAGAGGCCUUACAAGUGUCAGCAUUGUGACAAAUGCUUCAAUCACAACGUGAGCUUGAAGAGUCACGUACAGCGUUACCACUCGUCCAAUUCUGGACGUGAACAGAAAACGAUCAAUCAAAGGGAAAGUGACGCUGCUGAUGCUGAGAGUAACGGGAACAAGAGAGGCGCAGAUUCAGGGCUUGAUAAUGUAGAGGAGGAGCAGGAUACAGAAGAGGAGGAGCAGGAGGAGACAAUACAUACCCCUAAAAAGAAAAGGAGCUCAGGUAGACCCAUAGGAAGGCCGAAGAGAAAUGCAGCAGGCAGCUUGGUUCUGGCAGAGGAAACGCAAGGUCAGUGUUCAAACACAAAGACUGGCGGAGCAAAGGAGCAGAAGUUAAAGAGAACCCGCUGCAGCGAUGAAGAGAUUGAGGGCGAGCUGAUCGAAAGCGACAUAUCCUUUGAGUCGGAAGAAAGGAGCGAGAAAGUGACAUCGAACACGUCAAGAGGGAGGGCAAAAAAUUCUGACAGUGACUCAAUUUUUGAGCCCGAAAACUCACCGAAAAAGAGGUGCAGCAGCAAGAGGAGUGGGAAGGGCUCGGGGAAGCGCAGAGGAAGACCAAGAAAGAAUCAAGUAAUUGAAGACACAUAAAAACACAUUGAGCUGGAAAAACAAAAACAGUUACCGAGUUGAGCAUUUAGUAAGAGAAAUACACUUUCGAGUGUCAUAAGGUCUUCCGUGACGUUUCACAUGCACACUGGAGUGUUUUCUUUGCCUUUUACUGUUAACACAUACAUGGUGUUAAGUGCCUGUGUUGUAAAUAUUCAGUAACUCCAUAAUAGUUUCAUUUACUGUAUAUAAACAUCGGAUGUGUUCAUUGGCGAAAGGAUGGAUGGUAUGUGCAUAUUCUGCUUUAUUAUACAUGUCUCCCGGGAAGCCGUGACAGCAUGGCCGUCAUUCGCAUGCACAAUACCAGGUCCUGAAAUUAAAGCAUCUAAAUAUAUAAACUUUAUUACGUUUAUACCUUCGCUUUUUCUGCUGUGACAUGUCAGAAUGCAUUUUGGCUGCUGUGUUUGCGACAUCCAAAUUAAACUCUUGAAAACUGAA